GGUAAAUCGUCAAGACUCUCGGCAUUGGCAUGCUGCUCUAAUUCUUUUCCCCACUUUUACAGAGCAUGUCAACUGGCAGCACAUGCCUCAGCUGACGUUCGGCGGUGUCGGAGGUCAUGCGGGCUCGGGUCCUGGUCCGAGGACUUCCUUGGACCGGGCCGGUCUCGGGGGGGUGCGAGGGAGGAGAACCUAUCCAGAAGUGUUUGAAAAAGACGCACAGCUCAAAGCAACCAUCACAUGAUCUUCAGACACCGCUGACCUCAUCAAACACACAAAUGUGGAGAAAGACAAGGUGGAAGAGCUCAUCAUCCUGCAGAGGAUGCUGCGCGUUCCUCCCAGCAGCUGCAUUGUGGUCUGUUUGCCACACGGGGGCGCCACUUUCCUUAGCAGAUGUGUGUUCGCGAGCGGCACUGCUGUGCCUGUUGUGGGGGAGUCUGGGGGGCUGCGUCUAUGUGCUGCUGCGCUACUUGCGGUCAACCUCGAGACAGGAACCCGCUCCUGUGUUACGAGAGGAAGUUGCCAUUCAAAGCAAGAUGAAGGCCAUUGAGCGGUCAACAAGUUCAAGUGUCCCUAGUCCUCUGGGUCUUGCCUUGGCCGACAGCCUGCUAGUGAGCAUCCUCCAGGAGCCCCUGGCGGACCCGAGCGCCCUUCAUGUGCAGGAUCUCCUUUCCACACUGGAGUCCGUGUCUCACACACUUGAUAGUGUUCACCCGGGGUCGCAGUCCAAGGAGGAGGACUGCUUGCUGACUGAAAAAGUGACGUUCAUUCGAAGCUACCUACGGAAAAGGAGCAGCUCACUGAGGACGUUGCUCCGGAUCCAGGCCAAGUUUGAGGCCGCUGUAAAGGAGCUGGAGGAGGGCGUGGAGCUCCGCUGGGGCAGACUGGAGGAGCUGCACACUGGAGUCACGCUCACGAGAGAGGGCGAUCAAGACCGGGCAGACUUGGCCUCGGCUCACCGGAAUGCCGAGACCUUAUUUGCAGUCUUGAGCCACCACGGGAAGCAACGAGACGACUGCCAAACUCUCCUGAAAGACAACACACAGCUCCUUCAGGAGUUGAUGUGGAGUCACAACCAUGCAGGCAACACACUCAGAGGCUGCAAUAGUGAGUCAGUGUGGCCGGAAUUGCUGCUUCAGUCCAACAUGGAGCGGUUUGAUAAGGUGCAGGAGAGUUUUCUGUCCCUGGAACAGCAGACCGCCACCUUCCAGGCCCACCUGGAGGGACUAGCAAGAGAUAAGGAAGCGGAACACGCCAGCGGAGCCUCCUCGCCGGACCUGAACGGCGGACUCUCCAGUGAAGUUUCCUCGGAGCAACCCGAUUCAGACGGCGAGUCGGACAGUCGCCUCUCCUUGUGUGAGAGGACGGCGCAGCAGUUGUCAUCGACUUUUGAACGCUUCUCUGGAAGAAAGAAGAAAGAAGUGAUCGGACAUUAGAAAGAAGGCUGUGAAAUAUUUGAAAAACAAAACAAACAAAAACACAUGUUGGCCUCUUUGAAGAUUUAUCCAUAGCCAUCAAUGUGAAUGUGAACGGAGUGACACGAGGGAGCGUCACAGUAUUAUUCUGCCGUGCCAUAAAAAAACUCUGAUUUCCAA
Molecule: messenger RNA, 1592 nt
Organism: Hippocampus zosterae (dwarf seahorse)
Lineage: Eukaryota; Metazoa; Chordata; Actinopteri; Syngnathiformes; Syngnathidae
Exons: 8
Coding region: 117-1433 (438 amino acids)
Source: RefSeq, a predicted model, not a curated record